Cynara cardunculus var. scolymus (artichoke) is the source of this 1095-nucleotide messenger RNA. Its product is annotated as protein N-lysine methyltransferase METTL21A. The coding region runs from base 186 to 944 and encodes 252 amino acids. The record is from RefSeq and is a predicted model, not a curated record. Gene Ontology annotation, molecular function: protein methyltransferase activity. NCBI's taxonomy places the organism in Eukaryota, Viridiplantae, Streptophyta, Magnoliopsida, Asterales, Asteraceae. The transcript has 8 exons. Gene Ontology annotation, cellular component: nucleus. Gene Ontology annotation, biological process: protein methylation.
GAUCAAUCUCUUCACUGUCUAGAUAAUAUUUUUUCCAUCAUUUGAGCUCAUAAUAAAUUAAAAGUUGUUAUUGCUACCCAGCCGAUAGCCUUAAGCAUAACCGACACAGGUGGGUCUAGUGCGGCGUGGUCAUUUAGGUUAGAUUUUCAGUUGACAUUAAUAGUUUUAAACCAUUAUACAGCACCAUGUCUGAAAACGGCCAACGAGAAGACCCAUUAAUCAAACCAAAUGGAGUAGACAGUGAUGACGAUGAUACAGUUUGUUUGGGUGAAUCUUUCUUCAUCAAUGACAACUAUGAGCUCACUACGUUUACAUUUGGGUCUCAUGUUCUUCAGCUUCUUUGUCUCCAAUCAGCUUCGACUGAUUUUGAUUUGACGGGGCAGUUGGUAUGGCCUGGUGCGAGACUGUUAAAUGAAUACCUUUCAAAUAAUGCUGAGAUUCUGCAAGGAUGUUCUGCUAUCGAAUUAGGAUCUGGUGUAGGUAUCACAGGUAUACUUUGUAGCAAAUUUUGCCGUGCAGUCAUGCUUACAGACCAUAAUGAUGAAGUCCUCAAGAUCUUGAAGAAAAACAUAGAGCUUCAUGAAUCUUCUGAGAAUCCUAAUCCAUGUGCUGCCUUAACCGCAGAAAAACUAGAAUGGGGAAACUCUGACCAGCUCAACCAAAUUCUACAAAAGCAUUCGGAGGGAUUUGAUUUGGUUCUUGGAGCUGACAUCUGUUUUCAGCAGAACAGCGUUCCUCUACUCUUCAACACUGUGCAACAGCUCCUCUGUCUACGUGGGAAAAAGCAAUGCAGAUUCAUAUUAGCAUAUGUCUCUCGUUCAAAAAUGAUGGAUGUAAUGGUCACAAAUGAAGCCAUCCAGCAUGGGCUGAAGAUCCACGAAGUUGAUGGGACCCGUUGUGUGAUUGCGAAUCUUGAGGGAGUCAUAUACGAGAUAAUCCUUUAAGAUAUACUAUGUCUGAGAUAUACGAAGCUUGUUUAGUUUUGGUAAUUUGUUGGAUUAUAUUAAGUAUUGGACUAAAACUUAGUCACUCGAACCUUUUUUCGAAUUGUAAAAAUGGUAACAUUGUUCUUGAUGUAGGGAAAUUGAAAUCGAA